AUGGAAGAAGUUGGACAGGACCCAUUGGAUGAUGUUGGCUUCCCACCAGGGGCCCUGGCAGCUUCCUUAAGUCUGAACCACACCUGGGUUCUAUUUUUCAGUCUGGAAAGAGAGAUUAACCUGUCAGCAGGACAAGCCAGAGAGAGUGAGGAGCUGAACAACAUCACAUCUGAGACAGAGGAAGCCCUGAGGGACCUGGAACUGGAGACAGCAAAGCUGGAAAGGAAUAAGGAGAUCCUAAGAAAGAAUGUGAUGGAGGUUCAGAAGAAGAUUUCCAGGAGAUUUAAGAAUGUUGGCCUUGAUAAAGAAGCCCUAAAGCAGAUGUUGGCAGAGUUGAAGGUGAAACUGCAAAAGUCAACAGAGUCCUGUGCAAAUCAAGAGAAGGAACUGGUCAAGAUAGAGAGUGACUAUCAAUCUGUGUAUCAGCUCUGUGAGGACCAGGCCCACUACAUAAAGAAAUACCAGGAAAUUCUGAGGCAGAUGGAGAAGGAAAAGGAGGUGCUCCUUCUUGAAAAAGAAGUAAUCAAAGCCCAGAACAAUUCCUCCCAAACUGUGAAACCUGGGUCAAUUCUGGUGGAGACCAUCCAGAGCAACAUGGAGAAGACCAUCAUUAAAAAACAGAAGAGAAUCUUUUGGUACAGGCAUUUCAGGUGUCUUGUCUUCAUGGUCAUGAUCUUCAUGAAGCUGCUGGGUUAUGUGCUUUUCUACCUGCAGUACAUACACCCAGACCUCCUUGUGGAUGCCCUGCCCUUGGUAAUGAGCAGAGACACCUUGAAGAGGCUGAGGGACAUCUUAUUUCCCUUCCUCACUCUAGAGGUGGAAGAAGUUCUACCGCAUUAGUCUGGAGUGGCCUGGGGUGUCAUGCCGCACCUGAGUGGGUGGGAGGAGGGGCAUGGCUGAGGCCCCAAGUGGGGGCUGGGCCAGGAAGGAAGUGGGAGCUUUGACUCAGAGCUGCUGCUUGGACCCCAAACCUCUUCAUUCCAUCC
Molecule: messenger RNA, 986 nt
Organism: Phacochoerus africanus (Common warthog)
Lineage: Eukaryota; Metazoa; Chordata; Mammalia; Artiodactyla; Suidae
Product: transmembrane and coiled-coil domain-containing protein 5B-like
Exons: 10
Coding region: 1-840 (279 amino acids)
Source: RefSeq, a predicted model, not a curated record